Mucor mucedo is the source of this 1251-nucleotide messenger RNA. Its product is annotated as formyl transferase. Lineage: Eukaryota; Fungi; Mucoromycota; Mucoromycetes; Mucorales; Mucoraceae. Gene Ontology annotation, cellular component: mitochondrion. Gene Ontology annotation, biological process: biosynthetic process; conversion of methionyl-tRNA to N-formyl-methionyl-tRNA. The record is from RefSeq and is a predicted model, not a curated record. The transcript is spliced from 5 exons. The coding region runs from base 73 to 1224 and encodes 383 amino acids. Gene Ontology annotation, molecular function: methionyl-tRNA formyltransferase activity.
CACUUUUUAAAUUUUUUUAUUAUUAUUAUUUUCUUUCUCUCUUUUACCCCCUACACCCUUUUUACCCUCUCAAUGCUGAAACUUCGUCAUUCUGUCAUCAAUAAUGUAUUUAUAUCGAAAUCAAGAUUUCAUACCACCUCAAUAAUAAAUAAGGAAAAACUGCGUGUGUUAUUUUUCGGUACGGACGAUUUCGCCUCUACUCAUUUAAAAGCAUUGAUCAAGGAAAAACAACGCGAUGAGUCUUGUAUUGAAAGCAUCGAUCUUGUAUGUCCUCCCGACAGAAAGACGGGAAGAAAGCUUGAAACACUUACACCAAGUGAGACAAAAGGCGUAGCAGAAUCCAAUCAUUUACCAGUGUUUUUCACACCACCGGCAGUUAACAAUUUGGAAAAAUGGAAUAUACCCACAGAUAAAACAUAUGACCUCGGCGUCGUUGUCUCAUUUGGUUAUUUCAUUCCUCCUCAUAUCAUUUCUGCAUUUAAAUAUGGUGCUGUCAAUGUCCAUCCUUCUCUUUUACCCAAAUACAGAGGCGCGGCUCCCAUCCAACAUGCUAUUCUGUACGGCGAUAAAGAGACAGGUGUCAGUGUUCAAGAAUUAGAUGAUCGUGAAUUUGAUGCGGGUAGAAUUUUAGCUCAGGAAAAAGUGAGUUUAUUGGAUAAAGUACCUGUGUAUUCCGAGUUGAAGAAAUCCUUGAGUGAUAUCGGAAGUAGAUUGUUAGUGGACACCGUAUGUCAUUUAGAGGACCGAAAGAAAAACGCGCAAGUGCAAGAUAUCUCCAAGGCAACCAAGGCACCCAAAAUCCAAAAGAAAUGGUCCGAAAUAGAUUUUGAGACCAUGUCGGCAUGGCAAGCGGAACAAUUGAAUAGGGCCAUUGGAGAACAAUAUCCCAUCCGAACCGUCUAUCACACCACCUCUAAAAAACCCAAGGAUAUUGUGAUUCAAUUCCUUAACGUGUUUUUACCUACACAAACAACCAUCUUUGGACCACCCGGUACGUUUUCUUGGCAUCGUCCUUCCAAGUCCAUCCAUAUCAUGUUUGGGGAUGGCAGUGUGGCAGGGUGUACUCAUUUUAAGGUAGAGAACAAGGGGAUUAUCUCUGCAUCGGAUUUUAUCAAUGGGUAUCAAGUACAGGGUCAAUUUGGUGUUCCCAUGCCAACUGAUGAAUUAGUGUUUAAACAGAACAUGAAAAAGAGAGCAAAAAUGCAACGUUACAAUUCCGAAUAAAAAUUUAAAUUUUGCGUGUCAAAAACC